This is a messenger RNA of Aedes albopictus (Asian tiger mosquito), 6558 nucleotides long. RefSeq lists its product as uncharacterized. Gene Ontology annotation, molecular function: nucleic acid binding. Gene Ontology annotation, biological process: DNA integration. The record is from RefSeq and is a predicted model, not a curated record. NCBI's taxonomy places the organism in Eukaryota, Metazoa, Arthropoda, Insecta, Diptera, Culicidae. The coding region runs from base 1 to 6558 and encodes 2185 amino acids. The transcript has a single exon.
AUGCCCACCACUACGCGAGCUGCUGCGAAGGCCACUGCUGGGGGAUCCCAGGACAUUUGCGAGAGAUGCAAAGCUCCUCAUCACGUAGCAGAAAUGGUAGCCUGUGACCGAUGUCGACGUAGGUACCAUUGUGCGUGUGCGGAGGUGGCGGAGAGCUUCAACGGUAAGUGGACAUGCAAGGAUUGUACUUCCAUAGUGACGAUCAGUGGAGCCUCGAUUUCGGGAAGAACCAGUAGCACAUCUCGGUCAACACGGGUUCAGCUACAACUCAUGCGACUGGAGGAGGAGAAAAGGGCCCAGGAGAAGCUGAUCCAGGAACAGCAGGAGCAGGAUCGUAUCCUGCAGGAGAAGGCUCGGGCCGCGAAAGCUGCGCUAGAUAAAAGGUAUCUCGACGAGAAGUAUGCCCUGCUUCUAGCUGAUGCUGAAGACGACGAUGCUGGGAGCCACAGGAGUCGUCGCAGCCGUUCGAGCAGGAACAGUCAGGUGAGAAUGUGGAUCGACGGACUGGAUGAAGCUGCCGGGGGAAAUCCAAUCCCACAGCACGUAGAGGACAUUUUCCCGCCGAUUACGAUUGGCAGUGAGGUCAACGUACCCGUCGGCGGAAUACUCGCGAAAUAUACAGGAGCAGUUCGUAAAAUUCCACCAAACCCAUCGGUAGUUGGGACAAGCGAUGAAAAUCAACAACGAUCGUCCAGGCCGGCAAUCGACUGGCUCGCCGAUAACGUUGGUACUGAGGGUAUGAGUACCUCAGCCGGUAUGAAGAACCCGAUCACAGCGUCCACUCCGAUUCGAUUGGAUGGUGUAGGUAGGCAACCGACCACACGAAGCGUACUACAAACGCAAUCAUCGUUGUACAUACAACCAGUGUUUACACAGCCAGUGUAUACACAGUCGGUGAUUGCACAACCUAUGCAACCUCCACCCGUUCGGCCGAAGCUCGUACCACGACCGCCACUUCCAACGUUCUUGUUUCAAGAACCAAUUUCAAGGCCAUCAGCUGAUCACGUACGUUCGUCGCUCCCACCGAUAAGUGAGUCACCGCUGCUACAGUCGAGAGUCGGACAGCGUACACAGAUGCCCUCAUCGAAUUCAGUACCACAACAGCCACACACAUCUCGAGCGUUUGUAUCGCCACCGUCGCAGCAACCGCAGGUAGUGCAGUCGUCGGUUGAUGCUUCCAUCCAGUUAGCAGAGCAAAUAUCGAGCAUGCAACUACCACCAACGACACGGGCGUCGUUCUCUCAGCUGUCGUCUCGGCAGCCACGCACACUUGCGUCGGUGAUGUGUGAUCAGUUAGUGGAACAAUCGCAGCCUCCAUCUGUGUUGCGAGAAUCAAUUUCGUACACCCCGCAACCACAGCAUCCAUCCGAUCCGGAGAGAUUGGCAUCGCGAUCACCGGUCCAGCAGACGACGUCGUCAGUAUCGCUACAACAACAGAGCGAGCAACAUGCUGCCCAACUGCAGCAGAUACAUGAUCAGCAAUCGAUGUGGGGACAAUUCCAGCAGCAGUUGUCGGCCAGACAAGUGGUGCCGAAGGAGCUUCCAGUUUUUACUGGCUGCCCCGAAGAAUGGCCACUUUUUAUUAGCAGCUUCUGUAAUUCCACAGCGAUGUGUGGAUAUUCUCAAGCUGAGAAUUUAAUGCGACUGCAAAAAUGCCUUAAAGGCAGAGCAUUAGAGGCUGUUCGGAGUAACCUUUUGCUGCCAUCUUCGGUCCCGAAAGUGAUGGAAACACUUGAAACAUUGUUCGGGAGCCCAGAGCGACUAGUCCAGUCGCUGCUCAACAAAGUGCGCGGCGUUCCUACUCCGAAGGCUGAAAGGCUCGAGAGCCUGGUGAAUUUCGGCUUGGUCGUGCAAAACCUAGUCGGUCAUUUGAAGGCUGCCAACCAGCAAGCCCAUCUGUCCAAUCCAACUUUACUGCAGGAGCUGGUGGAUAAGUUGCCACCACACCUUCGACUGGACUGGGCAUUAUUCAAAAGGAACUGUGGUGUCGUCGAUUUGGGAACGUUCUGCGACUACAUGAGUGCCAUCACGUCAGCAGCGAGUGAUGUGGCCCACUUCACGGAUUUUGACGGACCUCGCGCUGUUGGAAACGAGAAACCGAGGAGGGAGAAGGCCUACAUCAACGCUCAUGUGUCGGCCGAACCACGGAGAUUCGAGCAGCAUGGAAAGAAAGUGGAUACCCAAGAGAGACCUUGCUAUGUCUGCCAGAGCGUGAAGCACCGAAUAAGGGACUGCAACAAGUUCAAGUCCAUGUCGUUCGGGGAUCGCAUGAAGGCGGUGGAAAAUCACCAACUUUGCUUGGUUUGUCUGGUGCCACAUGGAAAAUGGUCUUGCAAAUCCACUCGUACCUGUGGAAUUGGAGACUGCUCAAAAAAACAUCAUCCAGCGCUGCACCCAAGUCAACAAUUGGCGGCUAAACCAACGACUUCCGAGAAUUCUGCUGCGCGGUCAAAAACCGAUGCCGUUGUGAACAUCCAUCGUUGGAAUCACAAAACUACGAUUUUCCGUAUAGUACCAGUGGUAUUGCACGGAAAAGAAGCCAAGAUUUCCACCUUUGCGUUCCUCGACGAAGGCUCAUCAUCUACACUGAUUGACCAGGAGGUAGCUGACCUGUUGAACCUUGAGGGUAAACGGCAACCGCUGUGCCUCACAUGGACUUCGAAGGUUUCCCGUCAUGAAAGUGAUUCUAGGAUGGUUUCACUGCGAAUUUCUGGGAAAGAAGGCAGCGAAAGUUUCCCUCUGUUGGAUGUCAGCACUGUGCGUCAGCUGGAUCUUCCGGUGCAGACACUACAGUACGAUGAAUUGUCGCGUCGGUACACGUAUUUGGCCGGACUUCCGGUUAAAAGCUACAAGGACGCUAUUCCGAGAAUCCUGAUUGGAUUGGACAACAUAAAGCUGUCGUUGCCUAUCAAGAUACGAGAAGGACGGCACAGCGAACCAGUGGCAGCGAAAACUAGGUUGGGAUGGACUGUCUUCGGAAGCACUGACGGCACUAAAGUGGACUUUCGGUCCCCAGUAUUGCACAUCUGCAAGAGCACAGAGGAAACCGACCUACACGACCUGGUGAAAGGUUACUUCGCAAUGGAGAACCUUGGCGUUUCGGUAGCUGAUGGACCAGAAGCAGAAGAAGAUCGACGAGCGAAGGAGAUUCUACGGCGAACGACGAUCAAGCGUGCUGACGGACACUAUGAAACCGGAUUACUGUGGCGGUACGAUUCAGUGGAGUUACCAUCGAGCUACGGCAUGGCUGAACGUCGUUUGCUUUGCCUGGAGCGGAAGCUGAGAUCUAAUCCAGAACUGCAAGCGAGCUUGGAAAGGCAAAUUUCCGAAUACCAGGAUAAAGGCUAUGCUCACAAAGCAACGCCUCAGGAGUUGGCAAAUAGUGAUCCACACCGUACAUGGUAUCUCCCACUAGGAGUGGUAACGAACCCACGCAAGCCAGGGAAAGUGCGUAUUAUCUGGGACGCGGCCGCCAAGGCAAAUGGCGUGUCUCUCAAUGAUGUUCUGUUAAAGGGCCCAGACCUUCUUACGUCGUUGGCAGGGGUAUUGUGCCGCUUUCGUCAGCGAGAAGUGGCGGUUGCGGGUGACAUCCGCGAAAUGUAUCACCAGCUGAAGAUACGAAAGGAGGACUGUCAGGCACAGCGCUUUCUCUACCGAAGCGACCCGUCUCAGAAACCGGACGUUUUUGUGAUGGAUGUAGCGACCUUCGGCUCGACUUGUUCGCCUUGCUCGGCGAACUUCGUUAAGAACAUAAACGCGCUGAAGUGGAAGGAGGAACAUCCAGAAGCGUCAUCAGCAGUAAUAGAGAAUCACUAUGUGGACGACUACCUGGACAGUCGCGAUACGGAGCAGGACAUGGCAGACUUGGCGUCAGACGUACGGAAGAUUCAGGCGGAGGCUGGAUUCGAGCUACGAAACUGGCGAUCGAAUUCAAAAAAGGUAUUGCAGUCUCUUGGAGAAGAUGCGGCGAUGCCAAUAAAGGAAUUCAGCGCUGACAAGGAAAGUCAGGUGGAGCGUGUUCUAGGAAUGGCGUGGUUACCGGAUGAAGAUGUGUUCGUGUACUACGUCAAGCUGCCGGAGGAAACCGAGCUUUCAAGUUCCUGCAAGGUCAUCACGAAGCGCAAUAUCCUGAGGUUUGUCAUGAGCGUGUUCGACCCGCUCGGAUUGAUUUCGCACCUGCUCGUCCACGGUAAGGUAAUUGUGCAAGAUCUGUGGAGAGCUCAAGUAGGAUGGGAUGACGCUAUCCCAGCAGAAAUACAGCAAAGCUGGGUCCGGUGGAUCGAGCAUCUGUCCAGGUUGGAGAAACUUCGUAUUCCACGAUGCUAUUUUUCUGGAUACGAUCCAGAUAGUUUUCGUUCACUGCAGCUCCAUAUAUUUGUGGAUGCAAGUGAAAGCGCUUUCGCUUGCGUCGCCUAUUUCCGCAUAGUCGAUCGUGGCCAGCCGAGGUGCGCUUUGGUAGCCUCAAAAGCCAAAGUGGCUCCAUUGAAGCCACUGUCAAUCCCACGAUUAGAGCUGCAGGCAGCUGUUAUUGGAAGUAGAAUAGCAAAAUCCGUCGCAGAAUAUCACACGAUGCCCGUAAGUCGCAGGUUCUUCUGGAGCGACUCCAAAACUGUGCUUUCCUGGAUCGGAUCAGACGCCCGGAAGUAUCGGCAGUACGUAGCAGUACGAAUUGGUGAAAUCCUGGAAGAAACUCAGCCUGGUGAGUGGUACUGGGUGCCUACGAAACUCAACGUUGCGGAUGAAGCCACCAAAUGGGGGAAAAGCCCAGCUUUUCAUCAGGACAGUCGAUGGUUCACAGGACCGGACUUUCUCUUCCAGUCGGAGGAUGGGUGGCCACAGCAGCAGAUACCGUUAGCCAACACGGAGGAAGAACUACGAGUCGUGCAUGUGCAUCGAGCAAAGGUAGUAGAGCCGUUCAUCGAAUGCAACCGGUUCUCCAAAUGGGAGCGAAUACUCCGUACCACAGCAUAUGUCUAUUCGUUCAUUGAUCGAUGCCGGGACUUCGGUAAGCAAGGGGCUUCGCAAACCAAACAUGGAUUGACGCAAGAAGACAUGCAGCGAGCAGAGAAAGCUUUGUGGCGGCUUGCUCAAGCCGACGCCUACGCCAAAGAGAUAAACGUCCUGCGGAAACAGCAAGAAUCAGGCGAACAUAGUUCGUUGAAACUCGACAGAAGCAGCACGAUUCGUCAACUAUCACCGUUUUUGGACAAGUUCGGCGUGGUUCGUAUGGCGGGACGAACUGAAGCUUCGCCGGUGGCAAGUUACGAUGCGAAGUUCCCAGUAAUCUUGCCGAAAAAUCAUCGUCUGACUGAACUUCUAAUCGACUGGUAUCACAGAAGAUUCGGCCACCAUAGCAACGAAACUGUGGUCAAUGAAAUUCGUCAGCGCUAUCACGUUUCCACUCUACGGACGGUGGUGCGCAAAGUUACAAAAGGGUGUCAGUGGUGCACAGUGAACAGGGCGCUUCCUGUGGUACCUAGGAUGGCGCCUCUACCGGAAGUACGUGUCACUCCGUUCGUGCGUCCAUUCUCACUGGUCGGCAUCGAUUAUUUCGGCCCAUAUAUGAUUAAAAUUGGCCGAAGUCAGGUGAAGCGUUGGGUGGCACUCUUCACGUGCUUAGCCAUUAGAGCGGUACACCUAGAAAUAGCCGCCUCAUUAUCCACCGAGUCAUGCAAGUUAGCUCUGCGGCGUUUCAUCGCUCGUCGCGGCGCACCAUUGCAAAUCUUCUCCGACCACGGAACAAAUUUCGUCGGCGCCAGUCGAGAGUUGGCUGGUCAAGUAGCGGCUACGAACCAAGAGUUGGCGGAGACUUUCACGGAUGCCAACACCCGUUGGUUUUUUGUCCCACCAUCUUCCCCACACAUGGGUGGUGCCUGGGAACGGAUGGUCAGAGCAGUCAAGGCAGCAAUGGAGUCGAUUAACCAUGCCCGUGCGCCGUCUGAAGAAGUUUUCAUGACAGUAGUGUGUGAAGCAGAGUCAAUGGUUAACUCCAGACCGUUGACAUACGUCCCACUGGAAACAUCGGAUCAGGAGGCUUUGACUCCGAACCAUUUUAUUCUCCUCAGUUCGAAUGGAGUCAAACAGCCGGAGAAAGUCCCCACUACAGAAGGAGAAUCACUUCGAACCGGCUGGAACUUGUGUCGCUUUAUCCUGGAUCAGUUCUGGGUUCGGUGGAUUCGGGAAUAUCUUCCUGACUUGACUCGGCGAACCAAGUGGCACGAAGAGGUCAAGCCUAUACAGGAAGGAGACGUAGUGUUCAUUGUUGGAGAGACGACUCGGAAUCGAUGGCCUCGAGGUAAGGUGGUGAAAGUUAUUCCAGGAAAAGAUGGUCGCAUCAGGCAGGUGGAUGUGCAGACAAGUUCCGGAGUUCUACGCCGUCCAGUGGCAAAGCUCGCUAUAUUGGACGUACUACCAACAGGUAAUCCUGCUGGAUCGGAGCAGCAUUACGGAGAGGGGAAUGUAGCGGGAGACGUUACAGGCGUUAGUGGCACAGAAAAAAUACUCAACAGGGAUCGCUGCUGCACUGACAAACCGCUUGUCACCGAACAACUGUAUUAG